UUGAGAUUCUACUCUCUCCUACAAAAAAUGGCGGAUAACCUACGAAAAGCGGUCCAAGAUCUUGAUUUGGGUGUGGAAGAUGAGCCAUUCGCCUUGCCCGCCGAUGUUCUGCAUCAUGCUGCAUAUGAUAACCGUUUUGUUCUGUGGGGUCGUGCAACCAAUCCACGACGCCAAAACAUACGCUCCAUCAUCGCCAACAUGCCCAGAAUUUGGAGCCUCGAAGGUCUGAUCUUUGGGAGAAUCAUUGAAGGAAAUCGGUUCCAGUUCAUUUUCCCCUCUGAAGAAACAAUGGAGAAUGUUCUGAGAAGAGGCCCGUGGGCAUUUGCAGACAGAAUUAUUGUACUCCAGCGCUGGGCACCUUUUGUGGAUAUUGCGAGUUUGGAUUUCAUUCCAUUUUGGAUCCAAAUUCGUGGAAUCCCAUUCCAGUUUGCCACACAAGAUGUAAUUGCUCACAUCGGACGUUCCUUUGGAAUGUUGAUGGAAGUUGAUUACAACCAAGAAGUUGUAGCACACAGAGAGUAUGCGCGUGUGAGGGUCAACUGGGACAUCACACGUCCUCUGCGUUUCCAGAGACAUUUUCAGUUCUCACAAGGAGUCAACACUUUGCUUCGAUUCCGGUACGAGAGAUUAAGAGGGUUCUGCGAAGUAUGUGGGAUGCUGACUCAUGAUUCUGGUAACUGCUUGAUUCAUAAUGGUGGAGGGGUGAUUGUUUCGGAUGAUGAUGAUGAUGAUAAUGACCACGGUCCUGGAGAUGCACCAAGAAGACACCAAGGUGUACAAAUCAGAGAACUUGACGAAAACGAUCUGCAGGAAAAUCAACAAAACCAUGAUGCACAAGAAGACCAGAAUGGGUAUGUACCUCUAGUGGAAGAGGUGGAUCAAAACCUACAAGGAGAAGAAGAAGAACCUGAAGAUGAUGUCGACUUCAUGAUGGAUGGAGAUGACCAACCUGACAACCUCCUGGAAGAAACCAGGAAUUCUGGCGCUACACCAAAUGUUAACUCAGGUAUCGUUCUCCUUCAUGAUGACCUUGCUACUGCAGAACAUGGAUCAAUACUGCAUUUCCCUGCAUUAGAGGAGGAACACAUGGCGACUCAUCCUAGCAAGAGGAAAUUGCACAACAUGGAGGAGCAGGACUUCAAAAAGGCGAACGUGAGAGAAGCUGGUGAAUGCAGUGGUGGAGAAUCAUCCGCCGCUAACAUGACCAUGGGAGGCGCGGUGGGCCCUGAACCACCACUUCCCCCAUGA
This is a messenger RNA of Eutrema salsugineum, 1248 nucleotides long. RefSeq lists its product as uncharacterized. Bases 28 to 1248 code for a protein of 406 amino acids. Lineage: Eukaryota; Viridiplantae; Streptophyta; Magnoliopsida; Brassicales; Brassicaceae. The record is from RefSeq and is a predicted model, not a curated record. The transcript has a single exon.